AUGAAUGUUGGAAACAAGAACUGCAGAAAAUUUCUUCACCUUAAAGGAGCAGUGUCUCUUGUGUCUCUGCGGAGUCCCGUCAGAGCGAUGCUGGUGACCGUCUUCUGCGCCCCCCGAGACCGUCCAGAGACCAUCUUCUCUCUGGACGUGUCUCCGGAGCUGGAGCUCAGAGACUUUGUGGCUCUGUGUGAGUUAGAGUCUGGCGUCCCCGCGUCUGAGAUCCAGAUAGUCUAUGUAGAACAGCAGCUGAAAGACCCAACCCGUGCCUUGGGGAAUUAUGGAGUAAAGGAUGGAGAUGUGGUGGAGCUCAGACAAGCAGAGCAACGACCGCCACCACCAACACAACCAGCAUUUCCAGGACUUCCCCGUAUAGACUUUCGCUCCAUCACUGUCCCGGGCACCUCAGGUUCAAAUAACCAGCGUAAUCCACCUGUGAGGCCACCACAGCAGCCACAGCCCAGUGCACAGCCUUCCACACCUACGGCCUCACGCGGCUCUUCCUCUCAGGGUCUGGACGACCCUGCCUUACUUCAGCAGAUGCUGUUAUCCAGUCCACACGAGCUGUCCCUCUUGAAAGAGAGAAACCCUCCUCUAGCAGAGGCCCUGCUCAGUGGAGAUCUAGAACGAUUUACAAAGGUGUUUUUGGAGCAACAGCAAGAUCGAGCCAAAAGGGAACAAGAAAGAAUCAGACUUCUGACAGCAGAUCCCUUUGAUUUAGAAGCUCAGGCUAAAAUUGAAGAAGAUAUUAGGCAGAGCAAUGUAGAAGAAAACAUGACAAUUGCCAUGGAGGAGGCUCCAGAAAGUUUUGGUCAAGUAGUAAUGCUUUACAUCAACUGCAAAGUCAAUGGACAUCCAGUCAAAGCCUUUGUUGACUCGGGAGCUCAAAUGACCAUCAUGAGCCAAGCCUGUGCUGAGCGCUGUAACAUCAUGCGGCUGGUGGACCGGCGCUGGGCUGGCAUCGCCAAAGGAGUGGGCACACAGAAAAUUAUUGGCAGGGUCCAUUUGGCUCAGGUCCAAAUUGAGGGAGACUUUUUGCCUUGUUCUUUCUCCAUCCUGGAGGAUCAGCCAAUGGAUAUGCUGCUGGGAUUAGACAUGUUGAAGAGACAUCAGUGUUCUAUCGACUUGAAAAAGAACGUGCUCUUAAUAGGGACCACUGGCACUGAGACUCGCUUCCUGGUAGAGGCGGAGCUGCCUGAGUGUGCUCGCCUGGCGUACGGAGCUGAGGGCAGAGAGGAGAACCGUCCAGAGGAGAUCGCAGACCGGGAACUGGCCGAGGCACUGCAGCGGUCCAUACAGGAGAGCGACACUGCAGGUGGACAAACUACCUCACCCCAGCUCCCAAGUUCAGUUUCUUUACCCAAAAUAUCAUCAACUUAUUCAGAGAAACCCCCAAGUCCCAUCCCAGGUCCGUCAUCACUGGUCCCUACAAAAGCGGCCACCUUAUCAUCGGUGAAAAAGCAAGACUUAAAGCAGCCCGGACAAUCCAAGGGCCAGACUAUCCACUUGUCAGAGCAGAUUGACCCCAGUGUGCCCUCUACCAGCUGUCCAAUCACUGCAGAUGCUCUCCCCUCUUCUCCCAUGUCCACCGAGGCAGAGGAAGAUCGGGAAACAAUCAACGACGCAAAAAGCACCACAAACCCAGAGCUCGCUUCGUCUCCCGUGCAGCCAAUGGAGCAGGAGGAGCGGGUUUCGGAUCAGCCACACCUCCCCGUGGAAAUGGCGCCGGCUUCCGUCAUCGAGCCGGAGCCGGAGUCGGAGCAUCGCACACGCACCAAUAGUAUCCCGUCCCUGGCAGCCGCUUUGAAGGAGCUGCACGAGUUGAUUGUGUCGAACAAGUCCACCUCUUCAGACUGUCCCCAUGACCCCUUCGCUCCGGUUUUAUCACGUCUUUCAUCUCAAGACAUAACGCCGCAAACUGUAGUGGGACCCUUCCCCGUAGAGCACAUCCAGAGGAUUCAGGCAGCUGGGUUUUCGGCUCGCGAGGCCGCAGAGGCGCUGGAGAAGGCUCAAGGUGAAGUGGAGAGAGCGCUGUUUGCUCUACUGGCCCGGAGAAUCACUGUGCCCACCUGA
Knipowitschia caucasica is the source of this 2070-nucleotide messenger RNA. The record is from the annotation of a GenBank genome assembly. NCBI's taxonomy places the organism in Eukaryota, Metazoa, Chordata, Actinopteri, Gobiiformes, Gobiidae.